Messenger RNA from Ixodes scapularis (black-legged tick), 5801 nucleotides. RefSeq lists its product as uncharacterized. The record is from RefSeq and is a predicted model, not a curated record. The transcript is spliced from 2 exons. Bases 318 to 2243 code for a protein of 641 amino acids. NCBI's taxonomy places the organism in Eukaryota, Metazoa, Arthropoda, Arachnida, Ixodida, Ixodidae. Gene Ontology annotation, molecular function: nucleic acid binding; zinc ion binding.
CCGGCGCUUGCGUCCAAUGUAGCCAGGCUUUAGAGCACCGCCGCGUCGGCGCAGAAUAUAACAUUUUGGCGACGAGGAUGGGAUAUUUGUUUUAAUAUGUAGCAUUUCCUCUUUUGUAACCCGGGAUUCGGGAGGGGGCUUCACUCCGCGUCGCGGGUCAGUGGUUGAGGAAACCGGCGCGUAACUGUAUUCAUGAAAUGUGUUCCUUUUUGUUCCGGGUGAACGGUAGUCAUAUUUUGCGGAAAGGCCGCGUUUGAUGAGUUUCGGGGGGGAGGCAUUAGGCCUAGGUUUUCAGUACGUUCCAUUUUCAUCGUGAGAUGACUUCGUCAUCUUCGUCUUCGAGCGGCCCAACGGCGUUCCCGCCGCCGGCUGUCUUUUUGGCAGUGCCCGGUCCGCCGAUAGUAGCUUGGCCGGCAUGGAAGCGUGCUUUUCUGACUUUUCUUGACGCGUCGGCGUUGCAUCUCGUAGAACCGUUCCGAAAAAAAGCCAUCCUGUUUUCGCUGUUGGGCACUGAGGGCCAGCGCAUCGUGGAUGCAUUUCAGCUGUACGAGACGGUUGCGGUGGAGGGGACUGACGAGUUCCAGGUUUUUCUGGAGGCAGUCGAGAAGCAUUUUGAGUUUUCGGGUAGUAUCGCGCUUGAACGCCAGAAGCUGCGCGGUUUGUUCCAACGUCCUGGCCAGUCAGUAACUGAGUUUCUUGCCGUGUUGCGCCAUCAGGCUUCGUUUUGUGCUCUGGGGAACGCCCUCGAUGAAAGACUUUGCGAGGUUUUCUUGGAAGGCCUGGAGUCCAGACGCGUUCAGGAUCGCGUUCUGCAGGAGUGCGAGGGCAGCGAGCUGCCAACGCUGUCGCGGGCUAUCCAGAUCGCUCGCCAGUACGAGCAGAGAGCGAAGACGGCCGCAAGUUUUCGGCGGCGAGAGUCGCAAGUCCCGGUCGCGGCAGAAGUCCAGCGUGUCCAGAUCGAGAAACGUCAAACGGCAGCAACACAAGAUGGCGGCCAAGCGUCGUCUUCUUUCAUCGAGCAUGGGCAAGAUGGCUACAGCGGCUACCCUCCCUGGCCUCAACCUGGCUACCCCCCGUCGCAGCUUGGACCCAGGAUGCCUUGGGCUCCGGUGGCCUCCGGUCACGUGCCCCGUUUUCCGGCGAGGGUGUUCCAGCCUCAGCGUGGGCGUGAGCCCGCUCCGCCUCGGACGGGUGGGAUCGGAGCAGACGACGCCUGCUACUUCUGUGGACGCCGCCGUCAUGAUCGGGCGGUUUGCCCGGCGUCUCAAGCGACAUGCUUCUUAUGUGGAAAGUGGGGACACUUUGCAGUGGCGUGUCAGAGUCGUCGCCCGCCGGCGGCUGCCUUCACCUACGAUCGGCGACAGGCAUCGUUCCCGGUUCAAGGCCGUGGUACUCGGCGGACCUUCGCCGACAGACAGUUCAGAGGGGACCGGCCCGGCCGGGUUAACGUGGUCGGCCAGUCGCUGUCUCCUGAGGAGCUGCCAAGCGUUAGGCUGACGGAGGAACCUGUGGUCGUCGGGACGGCCGAGCGACGAGAAGGCGGCAGCAUGCGUCGUGACGCCUUCAUGGCCGAGAUCACGAGAGGAGCGUUCCGUGGCUCUUGGAGAGUGCCUGUCCCAUCAGAGGGGGUGGCCAGCAGCCGCUGCAUUGCCAACCGUGAAGCGUCUGGUGUCCUCGGGCUGAAGGUCAGUCGUCCUACCGUCAGGGGGGUCGCCGUAACGUGCCGGGAGGAGAGCAGUUGCCGACGUUGUCGUCAGCGUCUGCUUGGCCCGGGCUCUCAGUGGCCACCCAGACCUCCUGGGAAGACACCGAUCAUCCACGAUUUUACGCAUGGUAGGGCCUUGGGAGGACCAGUGUUGACAGAGUUCCCCAGCCUUUCCACGGCUGCAUUGUGUAGAUGGAAGUGCCUGCCAGCAGCGCCCACUGUCCACCUCAACUGGGGAAGUGUUUUGCUUUCCUGCUGGGGCCCGAAAACAAGCGGCAAGAAGCACGACGAUUCCCGUAUCACCGGGCCAGGGAUGAGGCCGACAGCGUCGCCGAACCCAGGCACGUUGACGACCCGGCAGAGCAUCCUGACGCCAUCCGGUGUUUUGGCGCUCGAAUGGCCCGGGGAACAGUCUUCGGCACCGCUGCACCGGGUGCGGACCGCCUACGAGGGUCGGAGAUGCUGGAAUCUAUGCCACCGAGUUUACCCACGCUGCCCUCCAAUGACCAGGUUGGGUCCUGUGGGAUCCAAGACCUGAUCAACGUGGAGUUGGACUUGUGAAACAUAGGCUACCAGGGAGGGACAACUUCGGGCCCCUUUCGGCUCUGGUAAGCCUGCUGUCUCUUUUGUUCUACGUAACAGCCUGUGGGCCUUUAUCAUACUUCAGGUCGACUCAACUCGGUUCCAACACCGCUAACGAGCAGUGUCACAUUGAAAGUACAAGUGUAGUCUUCCGUAAUAUUUGUGGGUGGUUGUUUUUUCAAUUUAUGAUAUUAAAGUCGAAUUUGAUAGGCUUAUGAAACUUAGGGCGCACGUGUUUGUUGGCGGACGUGUUAGCGGAUAUGCUGGUUUUUGCCGGCAUUUUACAGAAAUUGUAAAUACAACCUAAUAAACCACCGAGCGUAAAAGAGGAGCGAGGCCGUGCGGGUAAGCAGUAGCAGCACGCUGCCGUUCACAUCACGAAGGUUAAGGCCACCCCUUCGCCGAAAGACGAUCCUGAAGUUUUUCUCCGGAAGCUCGGGUACCGGAGAGUGUUGUAGAUUCUUCUUAACUUCUGAUGGAGCACGUGCGGGGGCGGAAGCCGGUGUAGCGGUGCCGUCUGGUACUCGAGCAGUUGGGGCCGGCUUCGCGGACGAAGUCAAUGGCUGGUUAGGAAUGCCGACGUUGCGGCUUUGAUCACCCACUCCCAUCUUGAGUCAUUGAUGAAAGCUUCGGCGGAGAUUUUUUCCCCCAUAACUCGAUACGGCAUCGACAUGACCAGCCAGGUGGCUCGGCAGGGCUGAGGAGGGCGACUGGUGGCUGUAAGACUAACCGGUUGCACUUGUUGCGGCACUCUGGAAUCGUAAGCCAAACGUUAGGCUUAGCACGGCUACAGCCGGCUCGGAGCGGAUAAUACUUUUCUAUGGCCGAAAAUAGGUAGAUGCUGCUCGAAAAAGGUGGAAAGGGUGCGGGGCACCUUCACUGACCUAUUGGCGAUCUUGCCCCUCGUUCUCCUGGUUCUCUCGCAUAGUGUUUGCUAGCUAGUCCUGGUUUGCCCGUUUUGAGUUUGUUUUACGCUUGGCAUGGUGGACAUAGUUUAAGUUGUGCGCAGUGCCUGGGAAAUGCAACUUUCAGUGGUCAUGGCUGACCUCUGAGGUGACAUCACCGAUGUUGUCAAGUCAAACAUCCUAAGGAAAAUGGUGAAAACGAAAAUGCAAGAACUUCUAAACAUCAACCAGAAAAUCGAGGAAAAGCUGCAGAAGCUCGACUGGACCCUUACUAGCACCUCUUUGGCAAAUGCGCCUUUCCUAGGUAUCGUGCAGUAAAGAAUUUUCUCUGUGCACUUCAAAACAUUGUUAUAUUGUAAAUUUGCAAGAUCGAGUGUUGGGGGAUCCUUGAAAAUAUCUUUACAUGCCCCUAAAACUCCUUGAAAACCCUUGAAUGUGUUUCUUUGAAUCCUGUGCAAACCCUGACUUGGCCUGAAGAAUUGUGCAAGCACAAUCGGUCGCAGGAUGUGGUUGAACUCUGAUGCCUUUGGCAUCGGUGGCUUGAGCUGUAUUGUGCUGGUGAGGUGAUCCUGUCAAUGUUAAGUAAAAACAUUCUAUAAAAUAUGGUAUGCUUUGUUGGAGGUUUUCUUUUCUUUUAACCUUUAUUUGUGCAGUCAUAUAAAAAUUUAACUAAAAUUAUACAAUGGUUUCUCAAGUCCGCAUAGAGUAUGGUUUAGAGUGUCCUGUGGUGGAGCGUAGAUAUUGAUUAGGAUGCAGUCGAUUGUUUCGGACGAUAGGCGAACAGCUAUAUAGUCUCUUUGGAUAGAUUCUGUGUAUCUAUCGAACGCUUUAGGAUGGAUAAUUCUGGCUACUCUUGGUUUGGUCGGUUGAGCAAUGAUGGAAUCUGUGAGUGGAAAUCCAAUAAUUUUAUUUUUAAGGUAAUAUGGUUCUUGAAUACAUGUAAUGUGUGAUUCAAGCUGUUGGUUUAUUUUAAGAUGUUCUGAUGCUGUAAAUGAAUGGUUGGCAUUGAUUUGAAUGAAGUUAAUAGAAUUUGCCAUUGCAGGAGAUGUGUCUAGUCUGAUUAGGAUCUCUUAUGCGUCUGGUUAAGUAAAUUUGAAGAUUUGGUAAGUUCUAAUUGGCUCCUCUUUUCCCCUCUCGUUUCCCCCUUCCCGUCGCUCUGUUCCGAAUUAGGUGUAUUGUAUUUUUUGUUUUAACCUCUUCAUUUGAAUCUUGUGGUGUUCACAGCACUGGCUGUCGAAACUGUGUUCGAUGUUGUGCGUGGUUCCCCACUCACUGUUACUUUCUAUGCAUGUAGCACAGCGCCUGACAGGAUCUCCACAUUGGGCUGCCAUGUGUUCUCCUGCACACUGUACAGCACUCUCGGUUUUCGGACGCCCUUGUAGGAUGUCCAUAGCUUGCAGAUCUGUUACAUUUUGUAAUGUGUAGGUUUUCUCGGAUAGGGCACACUGUCCACCCAAUGAUAAUCUCUUCCCUGUUCUUUAGUUGUUGGAAGACGGGGGGAGUUACCUCAACUAUGACAGCGUUGUUGCCGUUUUUCUGGAUGUAGGCCUCGGUGACAGUUAUGUCCUCACAGUCUCCCUCUAUUUUGUUGUGCUCGAGAAUUCCUCCUCUGCUGUCAUGUCUGGUUCGACCUCGCCGAUUGAGAGCGGGGAAUAUCUUCUGAAUGGUCUCUUGACCUCGUAGAUCUGUGAUAUAUUUUGUUUUGUUUAGUUCUUGUUCUAAUUUGCAAAUCCCCUUUUCGCUUGUGCUGAGUUAACGCACCUGGCCACCAAAUCUCCCGAAAUAACAAGACAUUUUGAAAUUUCGCGCAACGUGGUUUGAAAGACUAAAAGUAGGGAUAUUUUUUUUGUUUCUCAAUACUUUUCUUUUUGCGCCUCAUACACAAAUAUAUAGCUUUAGGAGAAUGAGAAAAUAUAUAGCUAUCUGUUUAGAAAGUAGCUGUUACUUUUUUGUUUGCAAUGAAACAGAUUGAGGAAAACAAACUUUGUAGUGUUUUCUUCAAUGUUUCAAGUUUGCUGUAGCUUGCGUGCGUAUUCGGGUAUCCCAGCCCCAACACUUUAAUUGCUGCACACAGCUGCAAAUAACAGAAUAUAAAUUUGUACUUCAUAUUACUCAUGUGGCGUCGAUCCUUGAAUUAGGGAAUGCAACAGGUGCUUGGAGUCGGUGACACUUGUCAUUCUAAUGGUAUCCAGAGGGCAAAGGGAAGAUGUGAGCAUUUCCGUCACUUCCGCUUUCACUGAAUUGAGAGCACUCAGAGACCAACACAUCAUCUAAGAAGGAUCCAGCGUGCCUUCGAGCCAGAGGCGAGAGGCUCUUCUGAAUCAAGGUCAGGGGAGAGGAGCGAUGAUGCGAGUUCACCAUAAGCUAAAUCAUUUGAUUGAACCACCUUGUUUGUAUUCAUAUCCACUGUGCCACAGAACUAAUAAAUAAGGAUAAACUUCCAACAGCUUGCCUGCAUACUUCAUGUAUAUUCAUAGACUUGCUGUACUCUAACAAUUGUACUCGGAUGCAUACUUGGGUCUCGAGUUUUCUAUUAGUAGAAAAUGUUAUUCAACAGAACUUAAAAGGGCCCCUAAAAUUAUAAAAGAAGAUUUUUUUAAAACAAUCUG